UGGCUUUUAAUCUUGAUCUACCAUUAGCUCUUAGUGCGUGCCUUAAGAAGUGAUCAGGGAUCACUAGUAUAGAUUGAUGUCAUGUUUCCCAUGUUUCUUGCAUAUGAUCUUUUAGCAAUUUUCGGUAGCUUGCUACUUGCAUUUUUUUUAAAUAGAACCAUAAUUGGAUAAUUUUAUCUAAUACUUCUAAUGUCUCCAUAAUUUGGUACUGUAGUCUGAAGUGGAGGAAGUGUGAUGUUGGGAAGCCUAAUUUCAUUGAACAACUUCAUGGUGUCACACGACUACUGUCACAGAUGGUUGAAACAAUGUUGAAGGCAGCAUGCGAGAUAUCAGUCUUACUUGCUCGAUCAUUUUUCAUGGGAUUUUCUUUGACAAUCUUGUCAUUGCUAGCGCAUCUCAGAGUACUGGUUCAGCAAAUAUUACUGGAUGUUGUUUCAGUAUUCAACAUUGUUUCUUCUAUUUCACAGAAAAAGCAGUCUGUAAAAUUAACCCAUGAAGGAGUUGAGGUUUUUAGGGAGUUUCAUCCAACACAUCAAGAUUAUAUAAUGCUAGAGUGCAUAUGGAAAACUGAUAAGUUCGUAUUGCUAGAAAGCACAUACAAGAAUGAGGAGAGCAAUUCGGCUGGUGAUAGAGAAAAUACUUCAGUAGGGGCACCGGCAAUACACUACAGAAGCAUCGACUGUUUUCUUGAAGAUGAAUGCAACUCAGUCCCUCAGAAGGCUGAGAUGCGUAAAGCUGUCGAGCAAGGUCUGCUUCGGGUUGAAGAGGAUGGAACUGGAUCUACUCCCAAUGCCUCCGUGCCUAGUGGCCAUGAGAAACAGGGCAAUGUCUUGAGUGAGGAUGGGACUGGAUCUAGCCCUGAGAACAAGUUGGCUGUGGAUGGCGGGUUUCUUGAUUGUCCGUCAGAGAGUUCAGUCCCCUCAAACAUGAAGUCUGGAACCAAAAAGGUGGCCUUUGUUUCUGUAAAGAAACCUUUGUCAUCGAGUAACGUGGAUCUCAAUUCAAACAAAACUCGUGUGAAAAGCGGCAACGUCGAAGAUCCAUUCUUCAAUUUGCUUGCCGGCGGAAACCUUCGGGAAUCUCUUCUAAAUGACGAUUAGUAGGUGUUGUUCGUUUCUUCUUACAUGUUAUGUAAUUUAUCUUAGUUACUAUUUUUCGAAACUUAUGCAUCCAAUUUAUAUGAGCGCACCAGCAAGCGACAAA
Molecule: messenger RNA, 1203 nt
Organism: Rhodamnia argentea
Lineage: Eukaryota; Viridiplantae; Streptophyta; Magnoliopsida; Myrtales; Myrtaceae
Exons: 6
Coding region: 294-1100 (268 amino acids)
Source: RefSeq, a predicted model, not a curated record